Molecule: messenger RNA, 635 nt
Organism: Musa acuminata subsp. malaccensis (wild Malaysian banana)
Lineage: Eukaryota; Viridiplantae; Streptophyta; Magnoliopsida; Zingiberales; Musaceae
Source: RefSeq, a predicted model, not a curated record
CAACCUUCACCUCCUCGUCAGUCUUCUGCAAUGGAUCGCAACCCUUCUCUCUCCCUGCGCGCAGAACCGCCGGCCUCAGAGAGGCGAGGGAGGGCGCCGCUGUACCACGCGGCGCUCCACUCGGUGCAGAAGCCGCCGGGGAAGCCCUGGAAGAAGCCCGACCAAGCACCACCACCGCAGCCCAGGGUGUACCGGGUGGAUCCCCGGGGCUUCCGGCAGCUGGUGCAGCGGCUGACGGGCGUAGCCCGAUCGACGCCGCAACCACUGAGGGAAACCGCCCCUCCGCCGCCUCCGCUCAAAUUGGCGGCCCCAGCGUUGACGGUGCAAUCGCUAUUUGCUGACGGUGAAAACGUUGGCACGGACGCGGUUUCCGGCGUCCAAUCUCCUACAGGAUUUCUGGGGCUGCUGUCUCCUUCCUUCUACUCGAGUUUGUGUUCGUUCCCACUUCUGAGUCCUGCAGGUCCAAUCGAGAGUAUGGGGCAUAUAUAGCAGUCUACACUCUUUGUAUUAUUGUUUGUGUUGAUCCUUUGAUCAGUGUAUUUGACUGCCAUGUUAUUUCUGCACGUAGUGGAGCAAAAUGCUAACUUUAGCAGGACAUAAAUAACAAAAGUUUUAAUCUUCCUGUUCUUGUUUAA